AUGACAUCUACAUUGUUAGCUUCUUGCAGAGAUCUCAGCUUCAACAGAUUGGAGGGAAAUGUUCCAGAUUUAGGUGGUCUAGCAAAGUUGGAGCUUGUGUUUUUGACAAGCAACUUGCUCACUGGGAGUAUUCCAGAGUGGAUCAAGAAUAAUAUAGUAUUCAAAAGCACUAUAUCUUCUUACAGUCUUGGGAGGCAGAUAUUUGAUGUAUAUAUCCAGGAAAAACUGGAAUUGAAAGAUUUUAAUAUUGAAAAUGAAGCACAAGGGCUUGAUAAAGCAGUCAUUAAGAAUUUUACAGUUGUUGUUACAAAUAAAGUUCUGAUGAUUCGGUUUCAUUGGGCUGGGAAAGGGACAACAGCUGCCCCAAACAGAGGGAUCUAUGGUCCACUUGUGUCAGCUAUCUCUGUGGAAUCUGAUUUUAGUCCCCCUGUUGAUAGCAAGAUUGUGGCAUUCUUUGGUGGAAGGGCUGUAUGGGAGGGAGGAUAUCAAGGGAAAAAGAUAAAUCAGCAUUCGAAAGUACACCAUGCAAAGCAACUGAAUCUGGAUUAUGAGCAAAUGACUUGUCUUGGGAUAAUGCAUGAUGAUUGGAGUGAUUUAGUUCUAAGAAUGGCGAUAAUUGAGCUUAUACAAAUAAAAGCUGCCACUAAUAACUUCAAUGCUGCAAAAAAGAUCAGGGAAGGUGGUUUUGGAUCAGUUUAUAAGGGUAUUCUAUUAGAUGGUACUACAAUUGCAGUUAAGCAACUUUCUUCAAAAUCAAAGCAAGGAAGUCGUGAAUUUGUGACUGAGAUAGGCAUGAUGGAAAACAAUAGCCUUGCUCGUGCCUUAUUUGGUCCUGCAAGUGGCCAAUUAAAAUUGGAUUGGCUUACAAGGCAAAAAAUAUGUGCUGGCAUAGCAAGGGGUUUGGCUUUCUUACAUGAGGAAUCAACAUUGAAAAUUGUUCAUAGAGACAUCAAAUCUACUAAUAUAUUACUUGAUGGUGACCUUAACCCUAAGAUCUCUAACUUCGGUUUGGCCAAGCUUUAUGAAGAGGAGAAUACCCACAUCAGCACCAGAAUUGCUAGAACCAUAAGCUAUAUGGCACCAGAAUAUGCAUUAUGGGGGAUUUUAACCUAUAAAGCAGAUGUUUACAGCUUUGGAGUUGUUGCAUUGGAAAUUAUUAUUGGGAAGAACAACAUGAAAUAUAGACCUAACGAGAACUGUGUGUGUCUUCUAAAUUGGGCCAUGGUUUUACAACAAAAUGGGAAUUUGAUGGAGUUGGUGGAUCCAGAAUUGGGGUCUGAGUUCAGUAAAGAAGAGGCAACUAUAAUUAUUAAAGUAGCUUUAUUAUGCAUUAAUCCAUCACCAGCACUUAGGCCCACCAUGACUGCCGUAGUGAGCAUGCUUGAAGGACGAACAGUCGUUCCAGAAUUGACCAUGGAAGCAAGUAUUUAUGCUAAUGAUGUGAGGUUUGAAUCCUUUAGAGGCCAAUGUCAGACCCUACGAGCAAGCUCAAGUGAUAGACAGAGCCUCCUUCAGUCAUCAAAUGCAACAUGGAUUGGCUCUUCUUCUACAUCUGCCCAUGAUUUCUAUUCGAUUAAUCUCGACUCUAGUAAUAUGAAGAGAAUGCUACCUAUCUCCAGCUAUGGUUAA
Messenger RNA from Quercus robur (English oak), 1629 nucleotides. RefSeq names its product probable leucine-rich repeat receptor-like serine/threonine-protein kinase At3g14840. The transcript has 13 exons. The record is from RefSeq and is a predicted model, not a curated record. Lineage: Eukaryota; Viridiplantae; Streptophyta; Magnoliopsida; Fagales; Fagaceae. Gene Ontology annotation, molecular function: protein kinase activity; ATP binding. The coding region runs from base 1 to 1629 and encodes 542 amino acids. Gene Ontology annotation, biological process: protein phosphorylation.